Molecule: messenger RNA, 630 nt
Organism: Theobroma umbraticum
Lineage: Eukaryota; Viridiplantae; Streptophyta; Magnoliopsida; Malvales; Malvaceae
Gene: PER1
Product: 1-cysteine peroxiredoxin 1
Biological process (GO): cell redox homeostasis
Cellular component (GO): mitochondrion; cytosol
Molecular function (GO): peroxiredoxin activity
Source: RefSeq, a predicted model, not a curated record
AUGCCUGGCAUCACCAUUGGAGACACCGUGCCCAACCUUGAAGUUGAAACCACCCGUGGAAAGUUCAAGCUUCAUGACUAUUUUAAGAAUAGCUGGACUAUCAUUUUCUCUCAUUCUGGUAGGCUUCAUCUAACUUAAAAGUGUGAAGGGAAGUAUGCAGAGCAAACUGGCUUGUAUGGCUUUUAUACCCACGUUGACCCGUUUCUGUGGGCAUUAUAUGUUGGCUACAUGCAGCCUAGUUGCAAGGUGACAUAGCCAAUCGUGGCAGAUCCCAACAGGGAGAUCGUCAAGCAACUUAGCAUGGUGGACCCCGAUGAGAAAGGCUCUUCAGGGAACCAACUCCCAUCUCGAUCGAUGCACAUCGUGGGCCGUGAUAACAAAAUCAAUCUAAGCUUUCUUUAUCCCGGAUGCACUGGGCGCAACAUUAAUGAAGUGGUGAGGGCCCUGGACUCCCUGCAGAAAGCAUCGAAGUGCAAGGUUGCAACACCAGCGAACUGGAAACCAGGUGAUCCUGUGGUGAUUUCUCCUUCCGUGACCAACGAGGAAGCCAAAAAAAUGUUCCCUCAAGGUUUUGAGACUCAAAAACUUCCAUCCGGGAAGGAUUACCCGCGUUUCACUUGUGUCAACUGA